GCUGCAUAUCUCCGCGCUCCUUGUCGGCGUUUUGCCUGGCCUGGAUCGCUCCGUUUCCCCUCGAAUGACACACUUAACUGGGGUUGCAGAACCGAACCGAACCGAGCCAGGCAGCGGUUCUGAGCUGGACCAGGAUGCGGAGGAGUUGCGCUUCUGAUCGGACCUGAGCAGUGACCACGGGAUAAGGAGACACGAAGCCCUGCAGGACAGGAGGGAAGGCGGGGAUGCUGGCUUGUGAGGAAGGGACCGGAAGGAGUGACUGUGGGAUGUGAGGUGGAUCCUACCGCUGUUUGCUUUGCUCGCUGGUUCAUAAAUCACCCAGAGUUUAUGUUCUGAGAAGGUGGGCCAAGUCCCGGGAUAGGAAAGGAAGGGGGUUGGCUCAGUUGUUACAGCAGCGAGUAAUGGAUCAUGGUGGUGAUGUGAGGAGCUCCAGGACUCCCAGUCGACUCACAGCGCUGCAGUUCCUCUGAAGCCCCGCUCAAGUUGGCUCCUGCCUGUUGAGAUGCAGCAAAUGGAAACACAGUGAAGGGGUUCAUGCUGAUAAAAUUGAUCUGCUCAGUGAGCUCCAACCAGAGCCAUGGGGAAUACCCAGACUGCCGCAGCGAGAAGGAGUCCGGAGGGGAGGCGUCACUCCUGGUGUCUCCGCUGGUGGUGGCUGGGAUUGUUAUAGGACUGGUCCUCUUCCUCUCCUGCAUCACCAUCAUCAUCGGCAGCCUGCGGAAAGACAGUCGACUCAGAAACCCACACUUUGGCGCCAGCUAUGGACAAGAUGGAUUUUCCUUUGGGGGUUCAGCAGGGGAACUGAGGUCUAGCUGCAUAGAGGACUUUCCUCCUGCCUUAGACUUUGACUCCUUCAGAGAGAGUCUUCCACAGAUUACCAGCCUGUAUCCUGACUCUCCACCACGCUACGAUGAGUGUGUGGGACCAGAUUUGACUCAGAUCUACAUACCAACUGGUGACCCGCCCCCAUACUCCCUGCUGGACCCGUGCUGGUGCCCGGCAGGCCCAGAGGAGCAGCCUCCACACUCGGGUCCACCAGAUGCUUCACAGUACUGUGGAGAGACGUCCGCCAGCACUGCCUGGUCCUCAUCGUCCUCCUCCGCUUCCUCCCACUGUUCCCUGGGACUACAUGAGCAGGAGCAGCAACACAUUACAUGUAUUUCCUUCCCAAUGGAGGCAGCGCCUCCUUAUGAUGCGGUGCUGGGAGAGCAGGGACAUCCCCUACCUCUCAUGCCAUGUAACCUUAACAAACACUCAGACAGGGACUAUGAUGAAAACUCCCAGCAACUCCCAGCCAACCACAUCUCCUAAGACCAUUAAUUUGGUUUACUCAGCUGAGCUCUCAGCUGUCUCCUGGUUAUUUAAGCUAACACUUAGUAAGCAGCUGGGCACCAAGCAGUAGAAAGCAACAAUGUCUGAAUAUCUUCCAUACAGUUGCUAACACACUAUAGCCAUUUUAAAGCAAGAGGAAAUCUUUUUGUGAUAAAUAGGUGGUUCAUCCGAAAUGAUGCUUCGCUGAACAACAACCUGUUAAGGUACACAGCUCUGUUUUUUCUUUAUAUUUUUAAGGUUAUUAUUGUUAUUAUAGAUGGUUAUUAUAGAUGGUUAUUAUAGAUGGUGUUUGUCUACCAUCUAGUUGAGAUGGUCUCAGAUUUCUUUAAAUUUGCUCUAAUAUUAUGUAUUAUGUUCAAAACCAACACAGGAGUCUAGACAUUAGAGCAGAGUGCUGUUCACCAAUGGCAGUUCUGUCAUGAUGGAGUCCUGGAUGAGCCCCCUUUCUCUGCUCAUCCCUCAUACAAUCACAUCCACUAACAAAGUAAAUAUUUACCCAUAUAUUAGUUAUGGGGUGUCAUUUAUUAAAAUACACAGUCAAAAAUUAACAGCAAUAACUAAAUAUAAGCUAAAUAUUCCAAUCCAUUCCAGCUUUAAUUAUACUAUAAAAACAACACAGAUGACCAAAGUGUUGUACACUAUUAUUUUAAUUGAGAAUUAAAUAUUUAGCUUAAGAGAAUACACAUUUAGCUCCUAACUAAAUAUUUAGUAAACUAGCUAAAUAUUUAACUCCACAUUAAGUAUUUGGCUUGCUAACUUGCUAACUAAAUAUUUAGAUUCUUAACUAAAUAUUGAGUUUGUAGCUAAAUAUUUAGUUUGUAAUUUUGAAGCUAAAUAUUUAGUUACAAACUAAAUAUUUUAGUUUGUAACUAAAGAUUUAGCUUCAAAAUGGCUGACCUGGUCAGUGAGCCAUACCAACCAUAUCAAAACCUGCUAACUUCCUGCAUGGCUUUGUAGUAAAAUAGGCUGAACUAACCAGUAGUCUACCUGGACAUGAGGGGAAAACUAAUAAAUCGCCAUUCUUUCUGUGGAGGUUAUUAAAGCUUUCAGCACAGCAGAAUGAUGAUGGUCUGAAAUUAUUUUUAAUGCUAAUUAAUUCCAGCCUGAAAUGUGGAGAGACUCAGCUCCAUCUGUUUUGUCAUAAUUCUUCCGAUAAAGGGCUCUGGUUUUAAUAUCGUGCUAGAACUGGAGCCAAGCAACGACAUGUAGCUUGGAGCCUUCCCUCCCUGAGGCUGGACUGAUGCAACAAAUACUUUAACACACUAACCUGUAGACUCACUGCAGCUCACUGCUGCUCCACAAAUAGAGUUCUGCUCCAUGAAGGAAACAGCUGUGAAGCACAACUGAAAUUACGGGUUGGAGUUUUAUAAUGAAUCAAUCAGUUUAUUUGUAAAGCACAUUUCAGCAGCAAGACAGUUCAAGGUGUAAAGCACCUUGAACUGUCACAAAAUUACAAAGUUCUAAAGAAAACUGUCAACAACUGAACAGACAUUAUGUUUUCACCAAAAUCAUACACAUAAAAUAUGUUGGUCAAUAUUUAAUUCAUUACAAUUCAAAAACAACUCAUUCAGGUGGGUUUUUAGUCUUAUACAAAUCUGAAAAGUGUGGUGUGCUUAUGUAUUUAGCCUUAAGACAUAAGCUAUUAAUUUGUUAACUUGAAUAGCUUAGAGUAUAUAUCCAUGUGCUAAAAGGGCCUAGUUAAAGUUCAAAUCAAGGUCCAAUUGAGAAUCUAUUGAACAUAAUCUAUUGAUAGUUGAUGUUCAGAGUUAGCCUCAUCUGGUCUGACUUAGCCUGAGUUACUUUUCAUAGAAAUAUAGUAAAACAUGAGCAAAGCUGAUAGUCAUAUACCCAACAAAGCUAGCUUCGAGAAGCUAUGGACUGCUAGCACUCAAUUCAAUACAGAAAAAUUGAGAAACAAGUGUGCUCUACCUUCACAAUCAUCACAUGAAAUACUAAAUCUAACUCUUUGAUGUAUGAGUUUAUAAUCUGUAAAAGUGUGGAAAAAUCAUUAAAGGCUCCAAAUAUGAAACACAUUUCAAUAGUAAUUCUUCAUUUCUGAUCAGAACAAGAUUAAAAAGAAAAUAGUGGUUAAACUCACCUCUGGAUCAUUCUGCCAAUCAGCCAAAUUAAAAAUUACUUUUUAAUACACCAUAAAUGCUUUUGCUAUAAAUAAAAAAAAUAGUUAAACUUGAGUUAUAAAAAUAAUUAGGACUUGGAUCAGAAUUCAGGUUAAAAAAGAGCAAGAAACAAUUAGUACAUGUUAUCCUUCUAUUUUUUUUUUUUUUUUUUUUUUUUUACAGUUUUUUAGCAUUUUGUAGGGUGCAGCCAGUGAGGAUCAAAACCACAGCCCAGAUUCAGUGUGCAGCUGAAAGGAAAUAUAAGGUUGUCACUAUCCAAUACUUUAAAUAGAAUCUGAUGAAGAAAAAUAAAAAGAGUUGACAAAGGUAAAAGAGGAAUAUUCUAAUAAAUAUGCUCAGUUUCAAAAGAAUUUUAACAUUUCUUUUAUUCUGUGGCAAGUACAAGACGUUUUCUUGUUGCACUCUAAAAAUUUGGGACUUGAAAUAUUUUGAUUCUCAGCCAUUUGUCAGAUUAAAUUCAUUUUUAUUGUUAAAAUAUUCCUUUGUACAUGUACAAAAAGAAAGAGACAGUGUUUGUGUGUAGCAGAGUGUGGAGUAAAAAACUAAUUUUCCUGGAGACACUGACCUGUAGACUCAUUUCAUCACUUAUUGAAGCAGGACGGCACUUUCUUAACUUUAUAAAUGUUUGUAACUUUUAAAAUAGUUUUCUUUGUGUGUUUAGCCUUCAUGUUUUCACUUGGAAAAUUUUCGUUGACAUUUAAUGUGUAAAGGUGUAAACCUUGUGAGCUGGUUGAUUAGUGCUGUUUUAAUUUUAUUCAACUAAUUCUUUUUAAAAGUGUUUUGUGGGGAAGAAAACCAAGCUAAACUAUACUAAGAAAAAAAUACACCUAACUUCCCAGGACAUUUUUGUACAGAAGAUGAUUAGGGCCACAAAACAAAAACAAAUUCAGACUUUUGUUUUCUGAAUUCUGUUUUUGUUUCUUGUUUUUUCAUAAUGGGCUCU
Molecule: messenger RNA, 4413 nt
Organism: Xiphophorus maculatus (southern platyfish)
Lineage: Eukaryota; Metazoa; Chordata; Actinopteri; Cyprinodontiformes; Poeciliidae
Gene: bean1
Product: brain expressed associated with NEDD4 1
Exons: 5
Coding region: 535-1311 (258 amino acids)
Source: RefSeq, a predicted model, not a curated record